Messenger RNA from Lepus europaeus (European hare), 2238 nucleotides. It is a transcript of the gene CATSPER1, whose product is annotated as cation channel sperm associated 1. Gene Ontology annotation, cellular component: membrane; CatSper complex. The record is from RefSeq and is a predicted model, not a curated record. The coding region runs from base 1 to 2238 and encodes 745 amino acids. Gene Ontology annotation, biological process: flagellated sperm motility; spermatogenesis; calcium ion transport. Gene Ontology annotation, molecular function: calcium-activated cation channel activity; voltage-gated calcium channel activity. NCBI's taxonomy places the organism in Eukaryota, Metazoa, Chordata, Mammalia, Lagomorpha, Leporidae. The transcript has 15 exons.
AUGCCAGAAAUUGAACAGGAACACCCAGGAGUGUUGCCAUCAGCUACAGCGCCUUCCCGUGUGCUUGACGUGACCAAGAGAUUCACGGGGGACCCCAUCCGGAUUCUUGCCGAGAAGGACGAGUUCACCCUGGAGGAGCGGAAGCCGGACAGACACAGGCCAGGCCACGGUGGGGCCCUCCGCCACCACGGGGGAGCGUCUCAGCACCGCGACUUAGCCCGUCCUCACGGCGGACCGCGGCACCCUCGUGAGUUCCAAGACAACCAAGACGAUCGUGCCUUCUCCCAUCAUGCCCCCCUGGGCCUCACCACCAUGCCGAGCCUGACCCCCACGGUGGACCCCACCACCUUACUGUGCCCCCUCACCACGGUGGAACCCACCACCUUACCGAGCCCCCUCACCAUGGUGGACCCCACCAUCAUACCGAGCCUGGCCACCAUGGUGGACCCUACCACCAUACUGAGCCCAGCCACCACGGUGGGCCCCAUCACCAUGCUGAGCCUGACCCCCACAGCGGGUCCCAUCAUCUUACUGUGCCCUCUCACCAUGGCGGGCCCCACCACCACACUGAGCCUGACCUCCAUGGUGGGCCCCACCACCACGCCGAGUCCCCUCACCAUGGAGGGCCCCACCACCAUGCCGAGCCCCCUCACCACGGUGGGCCCCGGCAUCAUGCUGAGCCUGACCCCCAUGGUGGGCCCCAUCACCUUAUUGUGCCCCCUCACCACGGCGGGCCCCAGCACCACGCCGAGCCCCCUCACCACGGCGGGCCCCACCACCACAUUGAGGAUGGCCACCGUGGAGGGCCCCACCACCACGCCGAGCCCCCUCACCACGGCGGGCCCCACCACCACGUUGAGGACGGCCACCGUGGAGGGCCCCACCACCACGUUGAGGACGGCCACCGUGGAGGGCUGCCUCACCGCGGGCUCUUCCAACCUUUCCCAUCCUGCCAUCCCCCACGCCGAUGCACACAGAUGGAGCUCUGGCCACAGCACUGCUCCGUCCCACGUGGCCAUCUCCGGCAAGGUGUACUCCCAGGAGAGCAGCUCCAAAGACUUGGAGAACUACACUGAAGACAGCGAACAACUUCGGAAGCGCAAAACCCGCCGGACCCCACGGAGCUACAAGAAGCUGCACCUAGAGAGCUGCUUCCAGUGGUGGUGCGAGAAAUUAGUAGUCCUCUUCCGUGGCCUCCAGAGAAUGCUCUGGAAGCUGACGCACUGCCUGGCCUUUGAGACGUUCAUCUUCCUGGUCGUCUGCCUCAACACCACCAUGCUCGUGGCCCAGACCUUCGCCGAAGUGGAGAUCCGGGGCGAGUGGCACUUCCUGAUCCUAGACUGCAUCUUCCUCUGCACCUACAUGGUGGAAGCUCUGCUCAAGAUCAUCGCCCUGGGCUUUUCGUACUUCCGGGACUUCUGGAACAAUCUGGACUUCUGCAUCAUGAUGGUGGCCGUGCUGGACUUCACGCUCAUGCAGCUCAACUCCCUCUCCUACUCCUUCUACCACCAAAGCCUGUUCCGGAUCCUCAAGGUCUUCAAGAGCAUGCGGGCCCUGCGAGCCAUCAGGGUCCUGCGCAGGCUCAGCUUCCUGACCAGCCUCCACGAGGUGACAGGGACCCUGGCCCGGUCCCUGCCGUCCAUCACGGCCAUCCUCAUUCUCAUGUUCACCUGCCUCUUCCUCUUCUCCGUGGUCCUGCGCGCACUGUUCCGCAAGUCGGACCCCAAGCGCUUCCAGAACAUCUUCAGCACCUUGUUCACCCUCUUCACCAUGCUCACCCUGGACGACUGGUCCCUCAUCUACAUGGACAACCGGGCCCAGGGCGCCUGGUACAUCAUCCCCAUCCUUAUGGUCUACAUCAUCAUCCAGUAUUUCAUCUUCCUCAACCUGGUGAUUGCGGUCUUGGUGGACAACUUCCAGAUGGCUCUGCUCAAAGGCCUGGAGAAAGUGAGGCAGGAGAGGGCCGCCCGGAUCCAGGAGAACCUGUUGGAUGACUCCCUGACGGAGCUCCGCCAAGCAGAGCCCGAGGAGAUCCGGAGCGAAGGCACCAUGCAGAGGCAGCUGCUGGAGAAGAAGUUCGGGACCAUGACCGAGAAGCAGCGGGAGCUGCUGUUCCAGUUCCUGCAGCUGGUGGCCGGCGUGGAGCAGCAGCAGCAGAAGUUCCGCUCCCAGGCGUCCGUCAUCGACGAGAUUGUGGACACCGCCUUCGAGGCCGGAGAAGAGGACUUCAGGAAGUGA